GGGAGUAGAAGGUGUUAAUCUCUUACAUAUAUAAAAAUAUAAUUUUGUCACCGAUGUUCUAGCUAAUGAAAGACACUCCUAUCCUUUUGACACACAUCAAUUUGAGGUGAGCCACCCAAAACUAAAGAUAUUAACUUGCUUAUGGUGUAAUCCGACAACAUUUAUGCUAAUAUAAUUUGUGCCUUUGAUGAUGUCUUACUGCCCAAAAAAAAUAAAAUUACUAAAUAACAUUCACCUUGCUAGUUGCUACCCAAUCUACAGCCAAGCAAUAUCCCUCCGUUGAAUUGGCUCAAACGAGAGAUGAUAAUUAGAGGCCAAAACACAACGAAGGCCCCACCUCUGCAAACAACGCUUGUCUUUUCCUCUGUUCCCAUUUUCCCACCAUCCCCCUUUCUCUCACUCGCAGGCCUUCACAGCUUUCCCGGCUCCGCUGGCUGGCAAAGGCAAAGCCCACUCAGCUCAUCCUUGGCCUUGGGGAGAAGAGGGCGAGAGAGAAGGCUAUGUUUCUGUCCCCUGCCUCUUAUAUCUUCACUCUCCCCACUGUCCCAACUUUUUAACGGCCUUCUCCUCUUCUUCUCUGCCCGUGACCUCUUCUUCUUCUUCUUCUUCUCUGUCUUUGGGUAGACUUCCUCUGCCAAAAAAUCCCCCCUCCUUUCCUCAUUCAGCUUCACUUCAUCGCCUGGGGUUUUCCCAAGGGUUUUUGGGUUUUCCAUUCCCAGACGUACCAUGUUUUGCAAGCUUUCCAAUUUUUGUUCCUGUUAGGUAGAAAUGAAGCUUUUUUCUUCAGGGGUUUUGAGUGGUUUUUGCCGUUUUCCUCCCUACCUUUUCUACACUUCCUCCGGCUGUAUCCUAUUUGGUUCUACUCUUCCUCUAGUUUCUUCCACCCAAUAAAAUAUUCCUCCCCACUGAAAGAUUUUGGCUUUUCUCCCCUUUCCCCCCUACAGGGUUUAGGGUUUUGGUAAUUGUUCUUUUGCUUCUUUCACUCACUGAAAGUCUGCUCCUUUUUUCCCCCUCCUGGCCGAGUAAAACCUUCCCCUGUUCUUCUUUCCUUGCAACAAGAAUGUCUUCCCCCUGUUUGAGUGGCGGAGGCGGCAGAGCCUAUGGAGGAUUCGACCUGGAAAUCGUGAAAUCGACUUCCUCCAGAACUUCCCAGACAACCUCUUCUUCCCCAUCUUCAACCCUCUCGGAAUCUAGCAAUUCCCCCUUAGCAAUCUCCACUAGAAAGCCUCGUACACCUCGCAAGCGCCCCAAUCAGACUUACAACGAGGCCGCUGCCUUGCUCUCCACUGCCUACCCCAAAAUCUUCCCCGCCGCAGCCGUCCCCACAUCCAAGCCUUUCUCCCCUCUCCCCCUCGAUUCCUCCGAAUUGCUGUUUUUCCCAAUUCGGGAGAAAUCCAAGGACCCCAAAUCGGCGGCCACGACGGAGGUGAGCUCGCGGGACAAUUCGUGCCAGAGCAGCAGCGUCGCCGAUUGGAAGGAAUUGUGCGGCGGCGGCGGCGGAGGAGGGUACGAUGAGGACGAAUUCGACGCGGAGUCGAUUCUCGACGAAGAAAUCGAGGAAGGAGGGAUCGAUUCCAUUAUGGGGAAUCUGAGUGUGGUGAGCAGCAGCAGCGUAGGGGAAUCGGUCAAUCAGAGCCAAAUUCCGGGCUUCGUUUACGGGUACCCUCCCGGUUUUUCCAGCCGGAAUUUCCACCAGUGGGUCGGCAAUGGCGCCCCUGCCAGCAGAAACAGGGGAGGAAUCAGGGCGUUUAGGAGGGUGGACGAUUGGUGGAGCUACCCGGUGGUCGAUGUCCUCCAAAUCUCUCCCAGGCUCAACUCCACCAACCGCCGGUCGAGCUCCAGCUUCGAUGUCCUUCCCGGCGGCGCGGAAAGCAACGGCAAGGCGACGGUGAAACAGAGUCUUCCUGGUUCCGGGGAGAAGAAGAAAAGCAGCAGUAGUAGUAGCAAGAAGAAGAAGAAAGUGGAGAAAUUGGAAGAGAAUGAAUCGAAAGCUGCAAUUUUGAGGGAAGAAGAGGAGAAAUCCAAGGCUGGGAAAUCUGGGUUGCUGCUGAAUUUGAACUACGAUGAGGUUUUGAAGGCGUGGUCGGGGAAAGGGUCGCCGUUCCCGGAGGAUUUGGACGGAAAUGAUGUUUCCACUAAAGUGGCGCAAAUCGACUUAUUUUCACUGGAUGGUGGAGUGAACGAUGGAAUCAGGGAAGCGAGUGUGUUGAGAUACAAGGAAAAACGUCGGAGCCGGUUGUUCUUCAAGAAGAUCCGCUAUCAAGUUCGCAAAGUUAAUGCCGAUCAACGCCCCAGAAUGAAGGGCCGAUUUGUGAGAAGGUCAAACUCUAUCAGAAGCGAGAGAAGUAGUAGCCCUAGCAGUAGUAGCCAGAACGACGACGAACUAUAACACCCAUCACAUCUUUAAAUAACUUUCGUAAUAAUAAUAUUAUCUCCAUCAAUCAUCACUUUUUAUAUAUUUUUUGUUCUUGCAAUUUUGUUCCGGAAGUAUCUGAUUCGAUAAUAUCAUUUCAAAACUUGAGAGUAUAUGAGAUAUGAAAGUUGAGCUUGUCAUUACACAAGAGAGUGGGAGAGAGAGAGAGAGAGAAAUGAUGGGGGAAGAGGGAGAGGGGAAUAUUAUUGUUAUGCUUAGCUAAUAGCUAGGCCAAGAAAUAAACAAAUGUUGUUCAUCACUUGUUCUAUUAAUUAAUUUGUAUGAUUAUUUUCCAUACUUUGUUAGAUCCAUUUUUAUGGGUUUAAAGCCUUUGUUAAGGGCUCAGGCUGCCGGG
Molecule: messenger RNA, 2768 nt
Organism: Linum tenue
Lineage: Eukaryota; Viridiplantae; Streptophyta; Magnoliopsida; Malpighiales; Linaceae
Source: the annotation of a GenBank genome assembly